AGUAAUACAAUUUUUCAAAGCCGCAGGCAGAUAGAGACCAAUUCGUUUCCUCAUUGGAACUGUGAAGAAAUUUGACCUGUUAUACUUCCUGUCUUCUUCAUCUCCGCCGUCUAUGUCCACCGGAGCCGGCGAAACCAUCGUCACUCCAUUUUUCACUACGUAGAUUCAGCAACCACUGGGUAGAUUUUGGGGAUUUUGAUUUCUUGCUGUUGCUGCUGUUGUUGUUUGUCAUGUCGAAUCCAUCGGAUGCCGGCGGAGGCGUGAGAUUUUCCGAACGGAAGCAGCUGGCGAAGCGGCUGGAGAAAUCGAACUUUUCACAGGCCUGUAAUCUGCUGAGCCAACUCUUAAAGGAGAAACGGAGUCUUGCCGAUUUGAGCUCCGAUAUGGCUCUGAGGAAGAAGCCGAGAGAUGAACUCGAAAAGGCCAAGCCGCCGCCGAUGGUGAAUACGGCCAUUUCUUCCGACGCUACACGGCAGCAAAAGGAUAAUCUGCCGAAGUUCGUCGGAUUUCCUUCGUCGGGAUUCUCCAAUAACGCCAUCAAUAAGGGCGAGUUCAGGAGACCGGCCACACCGGAACCUGCAACCGCUCAAAUGACCAUUUUCUACGCCGGGAAAGUUCUGGUGUACGAUGAUUUUCCAAACGAAAGGGCCAAGGAGAUCAUGGCCUUGGCUGAUAAGGGAAGACGCAUCUCCUCCACCGCCGCCGUUCCCCCCACAGCCGCCUCCCCCAACAUAUUCGGUCCUGCUUUGGAAAAACCCUACAGUAAGGCUCCCGCCGGUGAGCCAAAUGUGGUGUCCAAAACUCAAGCUCCGGUGAAGCCGGCACCGGAGCAGCAACUGAAACCGCAAACGGAGACAAAAAAAUCUUCUGAUUUGCCUAUUGCUAGGAGGGCUUCCCUUCACCGAUUUCUUGAGAAGAGAAAAGACAGGACUGUAUCGAGAGAGCCGUUCCAAAUGAACCAACAACUCGAGGGUAUUCUUAAAGGAAGUGGAAGUAGCUCAACCAACGAGCCUGAACCUGAACCUGUUCGUGAGCCGGAAGUCGAAGCUGAAGAAGGCUUCCCUAAGCAUCUCGAUCUCAACUUAUAACUUGGUUUUGCAUUACAUAGGUCAAUUGUUUCUAUCUCCAAAUUUAUUUGCUGUUUUGUGUUAUAUAUUACAUAUAAUUAAUUCCCCCUUCCAACAACUAUGCCUUCCUACUAAUACAAAUGUUAUCCCAAUCAUGUUUUGAAUUUUUUUUCUAACUAAAUUUUCGAUGCAAUAUGAAAGAGUAGUUUUUUUUGUUGA
This is a messenger RNA of Cucurbita maxima (winter squash), 1286 nucleotides long. RefSeq names its product protein TIFY 10B-like. The transcript is spliced from 5 exons. Gene Ontology annotation, biological process: response to wounding; regulation of jasmonic acid mediated signaling pathway; regulation of defense response. The coding region runs from base 231 to 1088 and encodes 285 amino acids. Gene Ontology annotation, cellular component: nucleus. The record is from RefSeq and is a predicted model, not a curated record. NCBI's taxonomy places the organism in Eukaryota, Viridiplantae, Streptophyta, Magnoliopsida, Cucurbitales, Cucurbitaceae.